This is a messenger RNA of Ascoidea rubescens DSM 1968, 593 nucleotides long. RefSeq lists its product as uncharacterized. NCBI's taxonomy places the organism in Eukaryota, Fungi, Ascomycota, Saccharomycetes, Ascoideales, Ascoideaceae. The transcript has a single exon. Bases 10 to 411 code for a protein of 133 amino acids. The record is from RefSeq and is a predicted model, not a curated record.
GCCAUUGCAAUGUCUUCGCAGAGCGCUUCGAAGCAGUUUUUUUGCUUGGUUUUAGAGUUGAACAAUCUCAUUGUCCAGCGCAAGACCUUGGAUUCAUUCAAAGAUUGGAGCACUAUUGACAGAUUUAUCAAAAACUACAACUAUUUGAUUGAUGAUUUUAAUUUACGAUCAAACUGCUUGAGCGUCUUGUCCAAUCUAUUCCAAUCAAUCAAUUUUGCAAUCAAUAGCAAAAUGAACAACAUGAGUAGCGCCAAUCACCUAUCUACAAUUAAAAAUGCCCACCUAUUCAAAUUCUUAAUCAAUUGCUACUUGAAGUUUAAUAUCUUAUCAAACAAAUUUUGGUUUGUCUUGAUUGUUUGUUUUACUUUAUUUAUACAUUUCCAUUCAACUGAUAUCUUACUAACGCUAUAACCACCUUCCCGAAAGAACUUGAUCCCGGAUCAACCCAUAUCUUUACACUCUUCAAUUAUAGACAAUUUUUUAUCUAAAUCUCUUUUAGAUAAUAAUAUCAGCUGGAAAUUCUCUUAUCUCUUGUCAAAAUUAUCCGAUUUAAAUAAAAACGAUGAAUCGAUUAAGUUCAAUUCAAUUCUAAU